AUGGAAGAGAAAAUAGUACGAGUAGAAGUCAAUUCAGAUGUGAAUGAGUUUAACGCAAACGAGUGCAGAACAAUUGAAGAAAUAAAGGACAAGCUUAAAACAAAGUAUGAAAUAGAGGACGUUCAGUUAUUCCACAAGGAGCGCAUUUUAACAGACUCGGAUGUUUACAUGGAGCUACUGAAAGGAGGAAGUGUAGAUAUAAAGGCGAUAGUCAGCAAACAUAUAAAAAUUUUAGAAAAAACAAAGCACGAAGAUUCGAAAACAGAGGAAAGCAUGGAGAACAGGGCUGCAGAAGAAAAGGACGGAGAGACAGAGCAGGUGGAACAGGCAGAAAAUACAUGCGAAGACGGAACCAUGAACAGGUCAGAGUGCAGCAGCAUAGAUAGAGAAGAAGAAGUGCAAGUGAGCGAAGACAGGCAAACAACAAACACUGAAGAAGCAGAUGGUCAGAUAGAAGAAAAUGUUGAAUCGCAGCACACCUCAGCACAGGAGGCAGUUAAGGAAGAGGAGGGGGACAACUCCGCUGACAACUCAGUAGAAAUAAGCUAUGUAGAGCUGGAUGACGAGGCCAUGCAAAGCAACAAAGAGCAUGAAGAUGAGGCAAACAGUGAAAACAAUGAAGCACUGGAGACAUCUGGUGCUCUAGCUGCAAGUACCAAUGAGCAAUGCACAGUUUCAAGCAAGGAAGCAGAUGAGGCUCAGGAAGAACAAGAAGUGAAGGAGGCUAGCGCAACAGAGGAAACAAAAGAAUGCAAAAAUAAAAAACAGGAAAUAAUAGAGGAAACCGUCCAGAACAGCCAAAGUACAGGCCAUCCAGCAGAAGAGAGCAGUCUUGUUAGAGUAAAGGUAGUGGGGAAGAACAAUGAGUAUAUUUUGGUGAACAGAAACUCCCUGGUCAAUGUAAAUGGCGCACUCUACUACUUGAAAAAGAAGGAGAAGGCGCAGUAUAAUGUAAGCUCGCUGAUUCAAAAGAUACUUCCUCGGAUUUACGUUAUCUUCAGCUAUCUUUUGAUUGCAGGGUUCCUAACCUUCUACAUGAACAAAAUUUUCAUUAUCAUCCUGCUGACGAUGGCUGUCCUGUUUGGUCUGGAGAAGGUGAGGCUGAGGGUUGAGUUCAGAAGAAACGACAAGUUCAAGAACUUCUUGAAACAGAUUUUGUGUUUUUUCAGCUCGCUAAUACUGAACCCGGGGCACAACAUGAAUGUCUAUGAGCGCGAGAACGAAUAA
This is a messenger RNA of Nematocida minor, 1227 nucleotides long. RefSeq lists its product as uncharacterized. The record is from RefSeq and is a predicted model, not a curated record. The transcript has a single exon. The coding region runs from base 1 to 1227 and encodes 408 amino acids. NCBI's taxonomy places the organism in Eukaryota, Fungi, Microsporidia.